CCGGAAGUGGGUUGCCCACAGACGCUCCCCCUGGGCCACAGAGUAGUUCUCAUUCCCUUGAAUCCCUUCUUCCAGGAGAAGGCCUUUCUCUCUGUCUCCUUGACCUCCGGGAGUUGCAGCAGAACAGCUUAGAGAAACCUUUGCCUUGAGACGGAAGGAGAAGCAAUAACUUUCAUCUUAUUUGUGGCUUCACUGACAUAAAAAAAACACCAAAGAUGCAUGAUCCAGAUAUAGCUGGCCCUAAAGCAGGAAGGAGCCUUGAUAGCAUCAGCACCAAGACCAGUGGGGAAUUGUGGGAGAGGACAAUCCAGAGGUUGCUGGGCGAGGACCUUGCCAGCUCGGACGUGCAACGGCAGCGCUUCAGGCAGUUCUCCUUUGAGGAGGGUGAGAGCCCCCGAGAAGUUUGCAGCCGACUCCACCAUCUGUGCCAUCAGUGGCUGAAGCCAGAGCGCCACACAAAAACUGAGAUCCUGGACCUGGUGAUCCUGGAGCAGUUCCUGGCCAUCCUGCCCCCCGAGAUGGAGAAGUGGAUCAGGGAAUGUGGGGCAGAGACCUGCUCCCAGGCAUUGGCUCUGGCAGAGGGUUUCAUCCUGAGUCAAGCAGAGGCAGAGAAAAAUCCAAAAGAGCUGCAGGUGGGAGCAUCUCCUCCUGGUGCAAAGGUCAAAAAUCUUUCGGUAGUUUGCUCUGAAUUCCCUGUGGCAGACGGGGCUCCAUUAGACAUGAGAAGGUGUCCCCAAUGGAGGGAGAUCAAGCAAGAGGGCAAUGAAGGGGCCCCCUCACAAGGUAAGAAUGAACACUUUUGAACA
This is a messenger RNA of Sceloporus undulatus (fence lizard), 806 nucleotides long. Its product is annotated as zinc finger protein 397-like. The record is from RefSeq and is a predicted model, not a curated record. Lineage: Eukaryota; Metazoa; Chordata; Lepidosauria; Squamata; Phrynosomatidae. The transcript has 3 exons. Bases 216 to 803 code for a protein of 195 amino acids.